ACACAAGCAUGAUUCUGUUCAGAGCGCCUGAAAGAUUUUCUCCAAUGCUCGGCGCUCAUCUGUUCGCGCGCCCCCUUGUGAUCCUACAUCAAUGUCGUUAACGAUGAGAUGAUACACAAUACAAUAAUUUCCGUGGCGAGCGAGAGCACGACUGGAGCCAGAUUGACAAGGCGUGAGCGUGUGGCUCGCUCGCUCUAGCCAGUGGGCGGUGGCACGAGGCGUGCUUGUCCAUCUCGCCAUGGUUCUUCCUCAUUCUGCUUACCGCUCCUAGUGCUUCUCUCCUCUAAUCUCUUCCCUCGCUCUUUGUAUCAUACCUGUAUAACCCCUCCACUCUUGUACCUUCUCACUCCAGCGCCUGCACGGGCCACAGACUCGAAUGAGCACAGCUGCGGUGAGCGCAAGCUUUAGCCAAACGUCGACUUCCACGGAGACUGACAGUUCGCAGGCAGCCGGCUCCGACGGUAGCGUUGCCGCGCAGGUUCGCACCACCGUCGUUUUCAAUACUGCCAGUGCGAGCCCGGAGAUCAUUACCACUACGCUCUAUACCGGACCUACGAUCUCAGCUACCGCGUACCCUACUUCGCACAAACAAUCGGUGCCGGUAGGCGCUAUUGUCGGAGGUACGCUCGGCGGGGUAGCUCUUGCAGUCAGUGCUGUGAUCAUAUGGAUUUGGUGGGGGAGAUGCAUCCAGCGGCAGGAGGAGAAGGACCGCAAGGAACGGCUAGCCCGAAGGCAGGUCAGGGAGAAUACCCGGCGGAACGCCUCCUCGGCAGCGUCUACCCGCUUGUCCGCCUCCUUUCCGGCCUCCCGCCAUGAGAGGAAAGUCAGCUUUGUCCCCAAUACCGCCUCGUCGUCGCAGACGUCGUCGAACGAAAAGCCGGAACCCAAGACUUCCUACCUUGAUCCCCCAGUUUCGCUGCCUCGCAGCAGUCUUAAUGCACACAAGCCUGCGCGGCCCAGCCCCUUGGGUCUGAGCAGCUCGCGCAACGAAGAGGUCCCUCUGCUCGCCAGCACCCCGGUCUCCGAGGUUCCAACACCGCCCACACCGCCCACACCACACUCACCUGGCCCUGCCACAAGCCAAGUCCCGUCACUACAAUCCGAGCCCACGCCCUCGGUGCAGCCGUUUCUCAAGCGGCCACUCGCGAACAGACGCUCCGCCGCGAGCUCAACAUCCGCAUAUUCCGCAGAGAGCGGUGAGGAGCGCCAGAAGCGCGUGUCGACCAGCCUCAUUAUGGCUGCGCUUGGGUACAUGGAUCCACGCCGAUCGUGGCUCGGGAACUAUCUUUCAAAUCGACGACGCUCCAAUUACGACAUCGAGCAGAGCCGGCUGUCGCAAAUGAGCGCGGCGUCGGGGUAUUCGCAGACGGAGGAAUACUCCGGCGUCCCGGUGGGAUAUGCGUCGUAGGCCGGGUUGGGGACGGCAGGUUC
Laetiporus sulphureus 93-53 is the source of this 1431-nucleotide messenger RNA. RefSeq lists its product as uncharacterized. Bases 377 to 1408 code for a protein of 343 amino acids. The transcript has 3 exons. Lineage: Eukaryota; Fungi; Basidiomycota; Agaricomycetes; Polyporales; Laetiporaceae. The record is from RefSeq and is a predicted model, not a curated record.